UUAAUAUGGUGCUGGGACAGGAUUGCAUGAAUGAUCUCUUGGCUUGCAUAGUAGAAUUAGUUCCACGGGACGGAGCGGGAAAAUCCGAAUUUUGUGCUCUAGUUUGUUUCCGGUCAAUCUUCUACCCUAAGGACUCGAUGUGAAAUCAUCAAAUUUACCAAUUCUAGCCAGCGAUCGUCGUUAAGACCAGACCUGCGCUAUCUCUAACCCAUACUUGAAGGUUGAAACAAGAAGUAUUCACUGCUGCAUUUCUACAAUUUGAUUCGGCCAUCAUUUUCAGCAAUCACCAGCAAGCGUCAUGCCACUAACGCGCUGCCGCAGCCAGUUACCGGUGCCACCGCCGUCUCCGGUGCCUACAGCAAAAGGAUCACGGAACGCCGCGAACGAACCCCUGAGGCACUACCUGGACAACACAAUACAGGACCUUCCGGAACUAACGCUGCCGGACGCACACAUGCCGGCAGCUAUGAGAAAUCCAGCCCUGCCGGCGGUGAUCGAUUACCAGAAGCUAAAAGGAGGGACAAUGGACACGGUGUUGAGGAGAUCGGCGAAGGCGUUCGGAGCGUUCGGGAUCUGCGGUCACGGGAUUUCAGGGCAGGAUUUGAGAUUCAUGGUGAAUGAAGCUCGCCGCCUCUUCGAAGACUCCGACGCCCACAGCCACAACAACAAGCGCCACCGUCUUAAAGACACAAUCCCCUGCGUUCGUUCUCGCAAGGGCACACUUGAAUUCACGGCUCCCAAAUUCUUGGAUGAUCACAAACACCGCAAAUUUUGGAUACAAAUGGGGAGCGUGGGAGGGAAACUGGAGGGAAUAGUGGAGCAGGUGAUAAUGGCGCUGUCAGAAGAACUGAAGGGGACGAUGAUGAUGAGGAUGGAAGAGAUGGAGAGCGUGACGUGCGUGUGCAGGUAUCCACACGACGACGAUGAUGAGGGAGAGCAAAACGACACGUUGUGGGAUCAUGCCUUGCGUUUUUACCUUCCCACGGAGCACUGCAUCUUCUACGUCCAAUCCCAAAGAGGUCCACUUUCCUUUGAUGCUGCUCCCCACACCAUUGUUGUCACCCUUGGCAAACAACUUGAGGUAUGCACAUAUCUCAUACUCAUCAAACCCACUCUGCUCUGCUUUAACGAGCCUUUCCUGUAUAUUCCACAUCUAUCUAUCAGCCAUUGCAUUUAG
Messenger RNA from Neltuma alba, 1177 nucleotides. RefSeq lists its product as uncharacterized. Lineage: Eukaryota; Viridiplantae; Streptophyta; Magnoliopsida; Fabales; Fabaceae. The record is from RefSeq and is a predicted model, not a curated record. The transcript has 2 exons. Bases 299 to 1177 code for a protein of 292 amino acids.